Molecule: messenger RNA, 4778 nt
Organism: Salmo salar (Atlantic salmon)
Lineage: Eukaryota; Metazoa; Chordata; Actinopteri; Salmoniformes; Salmonidae
Source: RefSeq, a predicted model, not a curated record
CGAAUUGAAGACGGUCAAGUGUGUCAGAGAGGGAGGUGGUGAUGUAGUCUUUGACAAGCCUCUCGAAGCACUUCAUGAUGAUGGAAUGCUGAAUACACACAUCAACUCUGGACACUCUGAAGAUGAUGAUGCUGGAGUGGCAAAGGCUGUUCUGACCAUACACCCCAACAGCUCCCAGAUAUUCAGUGGAGAGUCUGUCACUCUCAGAUGUGACAUACAGGGGGGAGGAGUCACUGACUGGGAGUACACUUGGCACAAGAAUGGUAAUUCUGACUCCUCCAGUAAGAAGAAUGAACAUGAGGUCAGUGCUGCUAAGAUUUCUGACAGUGGUGAUUACAGAUGUCUGGGUUCACAUCAGAAGCAGGAUUCUAAAUGGAGUGAUGCAGUCAGACUGACAGUGACACCUCUGCCCAAAGCUACACUGAGUGUAGAACCAAACCCUGUGUUCCCUGGAGAGACAGUUACUCUGACGUGUUCAGUUGGGUCUGACAGUAUCUGGAGCUAUCAGUGGUACAAAGACAGGAAUGAUAAUGUAGUAUCCCAGUCUGUCAGACACACUAUAACAGGAGACACUCUCACCAUCAGUAGAUCAACAGUGAAUGAGGGUCCCUACUGGUGUCAGGGAAAAAGAGAGUCCAGACCCACUUCUUCAUCCAUCAGUGACCCUGUCACUAUCACUGUCAAUGCUCUGCCUGUGGCCUCAGUGAGUGUCUCUCCUCAGGGUCUCCUCUACUCUGGAGAGACUGUCAGUCUGCAGUGUGUCAUACCAGACUACACAUCCUGGACGUACCUCUGGUACAAAAACAGCCAACACCUUCCUGAUGAGACCAGUAAAGUCAUCGAUAUCACCAUCCACAUCACUCAGACUGGUCUGGUUGGUCAGUACAGAUGUGAGGGGACGAGGACAGAUCAGCCCCAGUGGUCACAACCCAGUGAUGACAUCACUAUCAUUGUCACUGCUCUGCCCAAAGCUACACUGACUGUUAAACCCAACCCUGUGUUCCCUGGAGAGACAGUUACUCUGACGUGUUCAGUAGGGUCUGACAGUAUCUGGAACUAUCAGUGGUACAAAGACAGGAAUGAUAAUGUAGUGUCCCAGUCUGUCAGACACACUAUAACAGGAGACACCCUCACCAUCAGGAGAGCUGCUGAGUCUGACCAGGGUCUCUACUGGUGUCAGGGAGAGAUCCAGUCCAGAUCCAUAUCAUCAAUCAUCAGUGAUCCUGUCACUAUCACCCUGAAUGCUCUACCCAGAGCCUCAGUGAGUAUCUCUCCUCAGUUUGACCUCUACCCUGGAGAUACUGUCACUCUGCAGUGUGACAUAUCAGACUACACAGACUGGACGUACUACUGGUUUAUAGACAACCAACACCUUCCCAGUCCGACCAGAAAAACCAUCACCAUCUCUCUCCCUGACCAGGCUGGUCAGUACCAGUGUGUUGGGAUGAGGAGAGAUCGGCCCCAGAUGUCAUAUCACAGCUUUUCUAUCCCCAUCAUUGUCACUGCUCUGCCCAAAGCUACACUGACUGUAAAACCCAACCCUGUGUUCCCUGGAGAGAAAGUCACUCUGACGUGUUCAGUAGGGUCUGACAGUAUCUGGAGCUAUCAGUGGUACAAAGACAGGAAUUAUAAUGUAGUAUCCCAGUCUGUCAGACACACUAUAACAGGAGACACCCUCACCAUCAGUAGAGCUGCUGAGUCUGACCAGGGUCACUACUGGUGUCAGGGAGAGAUCCAGUCCAGAUCCAUAUCAUCAAUCAACAGUGAUCCAGUCACUGUCACCCUGAAUGCUCUGCCUUCGGCCUCACUGAAGAUAGUCACUCCACAGGGUCUCCUCUACCCUGGAGAGACAGUCACUCUGCAGUGUGACAUAUCAGACUACACAGACUGGACGUACCGCUGGUUCAGAUACAAAGAAGAGCUUCCCAGUCAGACCAGAAAAACCAUCACCAUCUCUCUCCCUGACCAGGCUGGUCAGUACAGGUGUGUUGGGAGGAGGAGAGGUCGGCCCCAGAAGUCAUAUUACAGCUCAGCUCUCCCCAUCAUCAUCACUGCUCUGCCCAAAACUACUCUGACUGUAAAGCCAAACCCUGCAUACCCUGGAGAGACAGUUACUCUGACAUGUUCAGUAGGGUCUGACAGUAGCUGGAGCUAUAAGUGGUACAAAGACAGGAAUGAUAAUGUAGUAUCCCAGUCUGGUUACAGUAACAUUGGAGUCUCUCACACCAUCAGUAGAGCUGGUGUGUCUGACCAGGGUCUCUACUGGUGUGAAGGGAGCAGAGUGUCUAGACCCACAUCUUCACUGCCAAGUAAUCCUGUCACUUUCACUGUAAAAGAUAAUCGUCCGACGGCUACACUGAGUUCUGACAAAGAGGACGUAUUCACAGGAGACAGUGUGAUACUGAGCUGUACUGUAGAGUCUCCUGGAUGGAAGUUUUACUGGUACAGACACAGACCAGACUCUACACCAGUAACCACAACCUCUGGAUACUCCUACACACUCAGCUGGGUCAGUGUCUCUGAUGGAGGACAGUACUGGUGCAGAGCUGGGAGAGGAGACCCAGUCUACUACACCCUGUACAGUGACCCAGUCCAGAUAAACAUUACUGAAAGACCUGUUGCUGUUCUGAUCCUCCAACCCAACUGGACGCAGAUAUUCAGAGGAGAGACUGUUACUAUGAGAUGUGACAUACAGGGAGGAGGAGACACUGACUGGGACUACAGAUGGUAUAAGAAUAGUCAGUUAUUCAGCCCCUUUAACACCAAGCCUGAGUACAGAAUCAGUCCUGUCUACAGGUCUAACAGUGGUUCAUAUACCUGUGAGGGUGUAAAGGGAAACAAGCUCUCCAAGAUCAGUGAUGCUGUACAGCUGACUGUGUCUGAUCAACCCCAACCUGUCCUGAGUAUCUCUCCUCAGUGGCUGAACCCUGGAGCCUCUGUGAUUCUGAGCUGUAGGGUUAAAGAGUUGUCUACAGACUGGAGAUUCUCCUGGUACAGGACUGUUACCACAUUAACUGAGCAGUCCUACUCUUUUGAGCUUCUACCAGACAGAGGCAAUGGGACUACUGAAGACUCCUACACUCUGAUCCCUGCUGGUGCUACUCCCACAGGAGGAUAUGUGUGUAGAGCUGGGAGAGGAGACCCAGUCUAUCAUACACUCUACAGUCAACCUCAGUUUCUCUGGUCAGGAGAUCUGCACCCUUCAGUGUCUCUUACAGUAAAUCCCAACACAACUCAACACUUUACAUCAAAGUCUCUCUCACUGAGCUGUGAGCUGAAGGAGAACUCUACUGGAUGGAGACUGAAGAGAUACACAGAGACAGCAUGGCCGUCACAGUGUCCAUCUACCUGGAGAUCAAUAACAGAAUCCACCUGCACCAUCACAUCAUUGGACACAUGGUACAGUGGAGUGUUCUGGUGUGAGACUGGAUCAGGAGAGUACAGUAAUGCUGUCAACAUCACAGUAAAUGCUGGUGAUGUGAUCCUGGAGAGUCCUGUCCAUCCUGUGACUGAAGGAGACUCUGUGACUCUGACCUGUACAUUUAGAUAUCAGGAAACAAAUCCUAAACUCAAGACUGAUUUCUACAAAGAUGGAGUACUCAUCAAGAAUGAGACCACAGGAGAGAUGACCAUCCCUACAGUAUCCAAGUCAGAUGAAGGAUUCUAUAAGUGUAAAUCUGGUGAACGAGAAUCACCAGAGAGCUGGGUGACAGUAAGAGUUUCUCCAGUCGUAUCUCCUGGAUCCUCUACAUCAGUCCUAGUAGGAGUGGUUGUGGGUCUGGUUGUUGCUGGUGUUCUACUGGUCAUUCUCCUGGUCCUGCUGUGGAGAUAUCAAAACAGCAAAGGUUCCUGUUUCAACAGAAUAUUCUGGCCCCAUCAGCCCCAGAGAACCAACCAGGACCCCCAACAGGAACAAGGAUCUACGUAUACACAUCAGCAGCAUGGUGACACUAACAUCUACGAUACGAUCAAUCCCUCAGACAACAAUGAUAAUGAUGCUGCUGGUGCUUCUGCUGCUGGACCAAGUCAUGUGACUUACGCCCAGAUUCAACUGAAAAAGUUGGACAAGAAAAAGAAAGAAAGGCUAGCUGAUCCAGCUAAACAUCCAGUCUACUCUGUGGUGAAAACAGGGAAAGCCACAGAAGCAGCUGGACCUGUUGAUGUGACCUAUGCUGAGGUGGACCUCAAAAACAGGGCCAAAGCCAAGAAGAAGAGAGAAACAGCAACCCCACCUGAGGCAGAUUCAGUCUAUUCUCAAGUAAAGCCACGCACAGCCCCCGCAGCAGCUGGACCUGUUGAUGUGACCUAUGCUGAGGUUGACCUUCAAAAGAAGAACAAAACCAAGAAGAAGAGAGAAACACCAACACCACCAGAGACAGAUUCAGUCUAUUCUCUAGUGAAGCCGUACACUGACCCCGCAGCAGCUGGACCUGUUGAUGUGACCUAUGCUGAGGUUGACCUCCAAAAGAAGACCAAAGCCAAGAAGAAGAGAGAAACAGCAACCCCACCAGAGGCGGAUUCAGUCUAUUCUCGAUUGAAGCCACGCUCAUGCCCCGGACCUUGAAGGAGAUGGAGGGACACAUAAUCAGAGGAGGAGCAGGAGAAACCUGGGAAUAUGGAUUAUUCACACAUGUUUGCACACACACACGCAAGCACACCCACACACCCAUGCAAGCGCACACACACACACACACACACACACACACACACACACACACACACACACACACACACACACACACACACACACACACAUAAAGGAUUUAUAUAUAUAUAUA